AGAAUUUGAAGUUUUUCGCCUGUCUAGCGAAGUUGCCACCCGCCGCCCAACCAAACCCGUCACCGCAUGACUGAGGGAUUCUGCUUUGAGUACAAGAACACCUUCAUUAGCUUCUCUGACUUGGACGAGCAGGCCAUGCCGAAGAAACGUGCCGUGAGUGUCCCUCCAUACCUGGGCUUCACCUGUCCGGAGGAAGUAGAGGAGACCAGCAGCGGAGACGACAAGUAUCAGUACGUGUCGACGCUCUUCAAACGGUCGGAACAAUUGGCCAUGCACGUGCGCCAAAGCAAGCGACGCAACCCCGACAAGAUGCCUUUCGUGGAGGAGAAAGGCACGAAGCAUGGAGAUUCCAUUGCGCCGCACCUGGAGGUCUGCUCCACUGCUAGCCCUUUGGAAGGUGUUUCUUGCAAGUCCUCUGAGCCACACCCGGCCUCCGUGCACCUCGCACGCGACGACGAAGAGUCCACGCCGCGCGCGGGCCGCGCGGCGCGCACGGCAGCGCGCGGCGGCGACCUAAAUCCGGGCUCCGUGGGACAUCCCGAGGUUUGCAACCGCCCGUGCAUCUUCUUUGCCGCGGGAAAUUGUCAAAACGGUGAGGGCUGCCCUUACUGCCACUUGGAUCACGCCCAUCGGCCUCCUCAUCUUGACAAGAAGCAGCGCAUGAUGAUCGCGAAGCUCUCGCAGAGCGCCGUUCUGAAGCUCUUGGGUGCCCUCCUCGACGAUCGAGCACGUGCAGGGCACUUCAGCGAGGAAGCUGCGGAGCUUUUGUCCUUGGUGAAGGAAUGGGAAGAGCGAUGUCAGAUGGUCGAGGGUGCCGUGAACGAGCAGAGCAAGCGCGAGUUUAUGAAACUCCACUACUUCCUCCGUAAACUCACCUACACCGGCUUGGUGGGCUUGGCGAUCCGUCAUUUCGAGACCUUGCCCCUCCAGCACCAUCCCGACUGCCGAGGCUUCCCCGAGCGGAUCACAGAGGCGUUGAAACAGAUCCGUCAGAAGCUGGCAGGAGCGAUUGAAGGAUCGAAGCAAUGAAUGCAGGGAAGAUCUGACCCACAUGGAUCACCGCACGCCGUGGGUUCGAGAGUGCUGGUGCGACUUCGGCGAAGGCGGCUUCGCCUCUUCUCACGGCUUUGGGCUGGGCUAAGGCGUACCUUCCUCCGGCAAACGUGGCAAGAAUUCACUGCUGCCGCCACAUGCACUUCCAGAGAACUGAUUUCUACCAACGCCUCCUCGAUCUGAUCGAGCGCGCUGCUUCCCACAAAACCUGUUUGGAGGUGUGGUGCACCUCAAGUGUCCAGAGUUCACACGAUCGUCUUCGCUGAGUCGAACUCGCUGAAAAGCAGACUCUAUAUGAAGAGGAACAUGCAUUCUUUGUAUAGCAGGACUCUCGGAAUGUCAAUCAGCUGGGCCUGUUGCAGACGUGGUCUUUGGAUCACACAACCUCAGGUAUACACAAACAGCGCGCAUGACUUAUA
This is a messenger RNA of Durusdinium trenchii, 1472 nucleotides long. The record is from the annotation of a GenBank genome assembly. NCBI's taxonomy places the organism in Eukaryota, Dinophyceae, Suessiales, Symbiodiniaceae.